Messenger RNA from Fusarium fujikuroi IMI 58289, 744 nucleotides. RefSeq lists its product as uncharacterized. Gene Ontology annotation, molecular function: aminoacyltransferase activity. The transcript has a single exon. The record is from RefSeq and is a predicted model, not a curated record. NCBI's taxonomy places the organism in Eukaryota, Fungi, Ascomycota, Sordariomycetes, Hypocreales, Nectriaceae. Bases 1 to 744 code for a protein of 247 amino acids.
AUGUAUCCUCUUGAAAUUGAAACGUCUGCUGCUAAUAGCCGCUGCGCUGUGGCCAUCAGUCUUGGAGAGACUCCCUUGCGGGUUUCCGAUAACAUCCGUGAUCUCGUCAAUUCUCUUCAGGAAAGGUUCAACGAUAUCGUCUUUCUUAUUUGUGAUGACAUUCAUAAAUAUGAAAUGAUGAUUCCAAAGAAAAUGACUAUUGGCAAAGCCCAGCGCGCAGCGACCAUAAAAGGCGAUGAAUUAGAGGCAAUCCUUCACGAUACGAUUAAUCAGCUUGGUGACGACAAGCAGCUUUCGGCCACUAUAGCCAUUUUACGCUGGUCAGAUAUCGAAGAUGAAGACUACCAUAAGCUGCUGGAUAUUAUGUAUAAGUACCGAGGGUCAUUUGAGAAAGAUCUACGAUCAAGCUCUGAGUUCUAUAUCAAGCGCCGGUUAGCUGUUGCCACUCUAACUGAGAAAAGAAUUGAGAGCUUUAUGCGAUAUACGCUGGCCGAGCUCCCUAUACAAAUCAUGGGGCUAAAUUACAACAACUGCCAGUACACCACUAUCCUCCAUCCUGUAUACCCUCGGAAAAAUGCUGAUGGGUCAACGGGCACUGUUAUCAACUCGGAGUAUGUCUCACCGAUCGAGAAUGUGGUGCAGGCCUAUCGCAACAACUCCGAUGUCGUAGGGGACAUCUGUUGUGCCGUUCCGCACAUGAACUACGGCACUGUGACUCGGGUUUUCUUUGAACGAGCGUUGUGA